Messenger RNA from Callorhinchus milii (elephant shark), 1616 nucleotides. Its product is annotated as suppressor of cytokine signaling 5-like. Gene Ontology annotation, cellular component: phosphatidylinositol 3-kinase complex. Gene Ontology annotation, biological process: intracellular signal transduction; phosphatidylinositol phosphate biosynthetic process. The coding region runs from base 1 to 1353 and encodes 450 amino acids. The transcript is spliced from 2 exons. Lineage: Eukaryota; Metazoa; Chordata; Chondrichthyes; Chimaeriformes; Callorhinchidae. Gene Ontology annotation, molecular function: 1-phosphatidylinositol-3-kinase regulator activity. The record is from RefSeq and is a predicted model, not a curated record.
AUGUCAGGCGGAAGGGAGGCCGAGGGGAGUCGGGAUGUGCGGCCUGAUCCCCGGCGGGAGGCGGGGGCUGGGGCCGAGCGGAGGCCCGGCAGGAGGCGGGGGCGACCUGAGCGAGAGGCCGAGGCCUCGGGGGGCCGGCGGCGGCCCUCGGGCCGCUCCCUGGGGCAGCGGCUGCAGGAGGCGGUGGGUCAGUGUUUCCCGCUGCGGAGCCUCAGCCCGGACCAGGCCUCGGCCUCGGCCUCGCGUGACGGCUCCACCCCCGGGAGGAAGGUGCGGAUCAGCGAACUGAUGUUGGACGAGUGUCCGUUCCCCGCGGACUCGGAAUUGGCCGCCAAGUGGCACCUGAUUAAGCAGCUCACGGCGCCAGUGUCCCGGGGAGCGGCGCUACUCGAGGCCGGGGAUCAGGAGGAGGAUCAGGCCUCAGGGGAAGCCUCGGACUCGAGUCCGGCGUCGCCCCCAGAGGAGGACGAGGAGGAGCGGCUGCGGGAGCGGCGGCGGAUCAGUAUCGAGCAGGGGGUGGAGCCGCCGCCGGACGCUCAGAUCCACACGUUCGAGGCCACGGCGGCCAUUAACCCGCGAUACAAACUGGGGCCCAAACUGGCGCCGGGGAUGAACGAGUUGGCGGGAGACCACAGGGCCACACUGAGGCCUGGGCCUCACCUGCCGCCGCCGCCCAGCCCGAGCAGCCCGGCCCCCCGGGGACAGCCUCAGGACAGCCCGGGGCUCGAGCGGGAGGACCAGGCCCACAGCCCGGGGUUAGCGUCAGAGCCGGGCCCCGGGGACCAGGCCCGCAGCCCGGGGCUGGAGUUGUCCCAGGACCCGGGGCCCAGGGCUCACACACAGAUCGACUACAUUCACUGUCUGGUGCCCGCACUGCCCGCACUGACCGCGCUGCCCUGUUACUGGGGCCGCAUCGACAGGUUUCAGGCCGAGGCCCAACUGCUCGGCCUUCCGGAGGGCAGUUUCUUACUGAGGGACUCCGCUCAGGAGGACUUCCUCUUCUCCGUCAGUUUCCGCAGGUAUAGCCGCUCGCUCCACGCCAGGAUCGAGCAGUGGAACCACAACUUCAGCUUUGAUGCCCAUGACCCCAGCGUGUUCCACUCGGCCACGGUAUGCGGGCUGCUCGAGCACUACAAAGACCCUGCCGCCUGCAUGUUCUUCGAGCCCCUGCUGUCCCUGCCUGUGGCCAGGCCGUUCCCCUUCAGCCUCCAGCGCUGCUGCCGUGCAGUUGUCUCCGGCUGCACCACGUACGAUGGCAUUGACCAGCUCCCCCUCCCCAAACCCCUCAAGGAAUAUCUGAAGGAAUAUCACUACAAGCAGAAGGUCCGUGUGCGGAGGCUGGACACCAGGUGACAAUCAAGUGAAAGGAUGGACAGAUAGUGGUCUGUGUUGGCCCAGCGACUGAUUCAUAAUAAUAAUAAUCCUGGAAUUCCAUCCAGCGCCAUGUCACGUCAUCAAGAUAUUGGCUCAAAGCGCUUCACAGGAUACAAUCUAAAGAGUAGUGACUGUAUUUUGUGGGUGAAACGUGGGGCCAAUUGCACAGCCCGAGACAGUCGUGCAUCGAGUGACCAGCAACAACAAACAACACUUUACAUUUGUACAGCGUCUUUCAAAUC